AUGGAGCCAAAUAUCAGAAUAUGUGCAUAUGAAGGGAAAAGUUUAGAAGAUGCAACUAUGUAUCAACAAUUGGUAGGCAGUCUCAUCUACUUAACCUUAACUCGACCUGAUAUUUCUUAUGCAGUCAGUGUGAUAAGUCGGUAUAUGCAAAAUCCAAAGAAGCCUCAUUUGGAAGCAGCUCGACGAAUAUUAAGAUAUGUAAAGAGCACAACUGAUUAUGGCCUUUUGUACAAAAGAAAUGAAAACUGCAAGUUAGUUGGCUACUGCGAUGCUGACUAUGCAGGUGAUUGUGACACAAGAAGAUCAACAACUGGUUAUGUAUUCAAGCUUGGUUCUGUAACAAUCUCGUGGUGCAGCAAGAGACAACCAACUGUAUCAUUGUCAACUACUGAAGCUGAGUAUCGAGCAACAGCAAUGGCAGCUCAAGAGAGCACAUGGAUAAUACAACUAAUGAAUAAUCUACAUCAACCAGUAGAUUAUGCAGUUCCAGUAUAUUGUGACAAUCAAUCAGCAAUUCGUUUGGCAGAAAAUCCAAUCUUUCAUGCAAGAACUAAGCAUGUUGAAGUUCAUUAUCAUUUUAUCAGAGAAAAAGUUCUGCAAGAAGAAAUUGAGAUGAGACAAAUCAAUAUAGAUAAUCAAGUUGCAGAUGUGCUUACAAAAGGAUUAAACACCAACAAAUUUAAGAUGUUCCGUUAUCAACUCAACACAGUACAAAGGGUUGGUAUUGAGGGGGAGUGUUGA
Molecule: messenger RNA, 741 nt
Organism: Zingiber officinale
Lineage: Eukaryota; Viridiplantae; Streptophyta; Magnoliopsida; Zingiberales; Zingiberaceae
Product: secreted RxLR effector protein 161-like
Exons: 1
Coding region: 1-741 (246 amino acids)
Source: RefSeq, a predicted model, not a curated record